Molecule: messenger RNA, 920 nt
Organism: Ostertagia ostertagi
Lineage: Eukaryota; Metazoa; Nematoda; Chromadorea; Rhabditida; Trichostrongylidae
Source: the annotation of a GenBank genome assembly
CAGAGCGGCGCCGUAGAUAUGACAUUGGUGGGCUAGACGCCAUCAAAGAAGGUGGAGGUGGAGGCGGAUUUGGUGGCGACCUGUUUUCUCAUAUAUUUGGUGACGAUGACGACUCACCUUUCAGCGGGUUCUUCGGGAUGGGUGGUGGUGGACGACGACGAACUCGGCGGAAGUUCCAGGAUACUGUGUAUCCCUUGAAUGUCACAUUGGAAGAAGUCUAUAUGGGUAAAACAUCGAAGCUUCGAUUAUCAAAGAAGGCGCUGUGCACGAAAUGCAAAGGAACUGGUGGAAAAACUGGGCAAUCUUACGAAUGUCACUCUUGUCGUGGUCGAGGAGUGAAGAAUCUUGUACAGCAAAUUGGUCCAGGAAUGGUUCAGCAAAUGCAAGUCAGAUGUAACGACUGUGGAGGGGAAGGUUCACGGAUUCCCGAAUCAGACAAAUGUAGCAACUGCAGGGGUGAAAAGAGCGAGGAAGUCAAGAAAAUUUUGGAGGUUCACGUCGAGCCUGGAAUGCGCCAUAACGACAAAAUCACAUUCCCAGGCGAGGGAGAUCAAUCCGAUCCACAGACAUUGAGCCUGGUGACGUGGUCAUUGUCAUACAAAACUAUAUCGUUAAACGAGGCUUUGUGUGGAUAUGAAAUUCCUUUGAAACACCUAGACGGACGUACUCUUAUUCUCAAGAACAAACCGGGCGAUAUAAUCACACCAGAUUGCGUGCGUGGCAUCGUAGGAGAAGGCAUGCCACAAAGGCGUCAUCAUGACAUCCGCGGAAAUCUCUAUGUAAAGUUUGACGUCACAUUUCCUAACGAUCAUUUUCUCGAAGAUGAGACGAAAUACAAGAUUAUUGAGUCUGCAUUCCCUCCAGUCCGAAAAAUCGCACAUCCUCCAAAUUGCGAAGAGGUUAGUGUAGAUCAAAGUGAU